AUGAUUCAAAAACCUUGGACGCUAGAUGCCAGAACCUAUGAUCGCAUCAACAAGCUUCCACCCGCUCAGCGGCCAUAUGGUCUUUUGUCGUAUCAACACUUUGCCUAUAACUCUUUCAAGGUGCCCUGCUUCACCGCGUUUGUGAUCUAUGGUCUUUUUCUCCUAUUGAUUAUGGCCGCUGGUGCCAACAGCUUGAUGGCAUGGGGAGUGCCAUCCCUUCACCUGAAGAUCAAGCAAAGGCUGCGACUUGUACGCGCCUAUGUGUUUGAACAUCCGCUCGUCAAACGUAAACACGCUUCGGUCGUGGCUUUUCCCUUCCUGAAAUGGCUUACACUCCAACUUCCUUUACGAGGCGAGGCCUUGAUCGUUUUACUGCUUUCGCUCAUCAAUUUUCUGCCACUCGUUGCCUUCUACGACCUGUAUCUGGGCAACAAUCAGAUCUACAAAGGGCCUACAAGCAAGCGUGAUCAAAUUUGCCGUCACUUAGCCGAUCGAACUGCAGUGCUUGGCACUUCACAACUUCCCUUGCUCAUUCUCAUGGCAAGCAAAAGGACGCCGUUGGCAAUCAUGUCUGGACUCAGCAUGAACAGUUUGAUGCUUUACCACCGAUGGAUUGCCAGGUGGUUCUGGCUGCACAUCCUUAUCCACGCGUGCGCAUACACCGCGAUCUACGUUCGAAGACAUCGCUUGUCAGAGGUGUUAGAGGAGACUUACAUCAUUUGGGGUAUCGUAGGUCUUAGCAUGAUGUCUGGUCUCAUCUUCUUGUCUCUCCGUGCUCUGCGUCAGCGCUCAUACGAAAUCUUUGUGAUGCUGCACAUAGCUAUGGCUUUCUUUGCUGUGCUCGGAACUUACCUUCAUAUCGCUUUGAUUGAGUCUCCAAAGUUCCAAAUUUUCAAAGUCCUGACCGAGAUUUCAGCCGCAAUGUGGGCUUUCGACCGCGUUGUCCGCUUCGCUGUUCGAAUCUGGCUAUCCUUUUCUUCGCCUCGUCUGGCCGCUUCUAGCACUUCGCCCGGAACUAGCUUGAUCAAAUGUGCCACAGCGCAGGUUCGCACGUACGGCUCAGGGUCGGAGUACUCGCGACUUCGAAUCUUUGUUCCAUCGAGCAAACUUCGACUUGAAAAUCAGCAAAGCGGGUUAGGAGGUAUCGUUGGUAUCGCUGGAGGCGAUGACAUUCGAAUCACAAUUCCACGCUUGCAGUGGGUUGGCGAGCAUCCUUUCACUGUUUUCGGCGUCGGUACUCUUCCAGAGAAUCCAGCUCAAGGCUACAUCGAUCUCCUCAUCAAGACUGAAGCCGGACUCACACGCAGACUCGUUCGUCAUGUUGGCAAAUCGAACGACGUCGAGCUUGCUGAUGAGCAGAAGAAGGACUCGAGUGUUGCUGUGAUGGUCGAGGGACCGUUCGGGGUCGUUCCAAACAUUCAAGAAGCCACUGAAUUGGUUCUGGUGGCAGGAGGUAUUGCUAUCACGUUCUGCUGGCCGCUCUUUGUUGCUGCUGCAAAGGCGCGUGACAAUUCCAAGCUCAACUCCUGCAAGCUGAUCUGGAUUGUUCGAAAUCAAAGCACGCUGAUGAUUCUUCAAGAGGCUUUCGACAAGUUGAUCAAUGAGCUACAGGUCGAUGAUGGCCUAAAAGGCUGUCAACUUUCAGUCGACAUCUACGUGACCUCAAACGAGCAGAGGGCACAGAUUGAACCAAUCUCGGGUACCACAUCGUCAGAUGCCAAGUCGACGCCUCACUCCUCGCGUUCGUCUUCAUCCCUUUCAAUCAAGGAGAAGACACCUCACGGCUCAGAAUCGCAAAUAGGCGAAACUUCGAUUCCUUCCGGCGAGUCUAUCGGCGAGGUCGCAGAGCUGCCGAGGCUGUCUACUCAGAGGCAGCUCUGCGAUAUUAAAGCCCAGGGAUAUUCCAUCUCUGAUGGAACAAGCCAUGAUCCAGUCCAGGUUAGAUACUUUGGCGGUCGCCCUGCAGACUUGCCCACUGCUUUGUUUGGACACUUGGAAGAAAAGACGCUGCUAGACAGCAGGGGGCUGACAGUAGGUCUCUGUGGUCCAGCGAGCCUGUGCGACGAUGUCAGGUUCGAAACGGUCAGUCUGCUCAAACGAGGCAUCCACGUCGAUUUGAUGGAGGAUUGCUUCACUUGGUAA
This is a messenger RNA of Mycosarcoma maydis (corn smut), 2142 nucleotides long. RefSeq lists its product as uncharacterized. The transcript is spliced from 5 exons. The record is from RefSeq and is a predicted model, not a curated record. NCBI's taxonomy places the organism in Eukaryota, Fungi, Basidiomycota, Ustilaginomycetes, Ustilaginales. Gene Ontology annotation, cellular component: plasma membrane. The coding region runs from base 1 to 2142 and encodes 713 amino acids. Gene Ontology annotation, molecular function: ferric-chelate reductase activity. Gene Ontology annotation, biological process: iron ion transport; copper ion import; intracellular iron ion homeostasis.